Molecule: messenger RNA, 1789 nt
Organism: Talpa occidentalis (Iberian mole)
Lineage: Eukaryota; Metazoa; Chordata; Mammalia; Eulipotyphla; Talpidae
Gene: MRM3
Product: mitochondrial rRNA methyltransferase 3
Exons: 4
Coding region: 18-1274 (418 amino acids)
Biological process (GO): RNA processing
Molecular function (GO): RNA methyltransferase activity; RNA binding
Source: RefSeq, a predicted model, not a curated record
CCACCGCACAGGCCAAGAUGGCGGCGCUAGUGAGAGGCUCGGCCUUGGUCACGCGCCCAUUGCUGACGGUAUUCCAGAGUUGGGACAUCGACGCGCGUCGGUGGGUACGAGCGCUGCGGCGGACCCCGGUGAAAGUGGUGUUUCCGUCGGGACGGGUGGAGGAACGGAAGCCCGGAACUGGGAAGCAGCCCCGGAAGGCGGCUGAGACCAGUCCCCACGAGCAACGAUCGAAGCAGCCAUGUCAAAUGCGCCCAGCCCAGGCGCCCAGCACCUGGGAAGACUUGGGGCUUCGCUACGAUAAGGCUUUACCCGGCGACAAGAGGUUGAGCAGCGCGAUGACAAUUGUUAAGUCCAGGCCUUUUCGGGAAAAGCAAGGGAAGAUUCUGCUGGAAGGUCGCAGGCUGAUUGCAGACGCACUCAAGGCUGGUGCUGUGCCACAGGUUUUCUUCUUUAGCCGUCUGGAAUAUAUAAAGGAGCUGCCAGUUGACAAGCUGAAAGGUGUCAGCCUCAUUAAGGUGAAAUUUGAGGAUAUCAAGGAUUGGUCCGACCUAGUAACACCACAAGGAAUAAUUGGGAUUUUUGCCAAACCUGAUCAUGUUAAGAUGACAUACCCAGAGACUCAGCUUCACCAUUCACUACCCUUAUUAUUGAUUUGUGACAACCUCCGUGACCCUGGGAACCUGGGGACAAUUCUGAGAUCGGCUGCUGGCGCAGGCUGCAGCAAGGUGUUACUCACCAAAGGCUGUGUGGAUGCCUGGGAACCCAAAGUGCUGCGGGCAGGUAUGGGUGCGCAUUUCCAGGUGCCCAUCAUCAACAACCUGGACUGGGAAGCAGUGCCUGACUACCUGCCCCCUGACACCCGGGUUUAUGUGGCUGACAACUGUGGCCUUUAUGCCCAAGCCAGGAUGUCUGACAAAGCCAUUGGCCACAGCCAACAACUCUUGAAGUUUGACAAAUAUGAGGAGGAAGAGGUGGAGGAGGACUUAGAAACUGAAGCCAGUAAAGGUUGGCUGCCUGAACUUGAGGUCCAGAGUUACGACUUGGACUGGACAGAGGCACCAGCCGCUGUGGUGAUAGGUGGAGAGACUCACGGUGUGAGCCUGGAGUCCCUGCAAUUGGCCGAGAACACUGGAGGCAGGAGGCUCCUGAUCCCCGUGGUGCCUGGUGUGGACAGCCUAAACUCCGCUAUGGCUGCGAGCAUCUUGCUUUUUGAAGGGAAAAGACAACUGCGGAUAAGGGCAGAACACUUCAAUAGGGACAGGUGUUACCACUGACAGAGCCCUGGAAGGCAGUCCUUGAAGCUGAGAUUGUCUUCCAGCUCCUCCUACAUUGUUAGGAAGGUGACAGAGUCAGUAAUUGUGAUUUCCCAGGCCAUGUUCAGGAGACAGGCAUGAUACCAUCAUGUCGUUACUGGAAAAAUAAGAAUUUUCAUGAAUCUGCUGAUCCUCAAAAAACAACAAAGGUCAAAAUUCUUCCUGAAAUUUUCCAUUUCCCCACCAGUUCUUAUUUUUAUACACACAGACUUUUUUUUUUUAUGGCGACAACCUAAACAAAUGGUCUACAUGACUUUGUAUGCAUAUUAGAAGUUUUAAGAAAUUGUCUAGGAGGAUUUUUGUUUCCAGAAAGUCCCUGAAGGCAUCAUCUUGGGAAGGGAAGACUGUUUCUUGUGAAUGUUUUGCAGUCAUCAAGUACUGGAUAUGGGCUAGGCCCACUCGCUUACUUCUGAUGGUUGAUCGAUGGAAAAUAAAUUGUGGAAAUCAGCAUAUUACAUUAAAAAGUUUUAUUUCAG